Molecule: messenger RNA, 979 nt
Organism: Astyanax mexicanus (Mexican tetra)
Lineage: Eukaryota; Metazoa; Chordata; Actinopteri; Characiformes; Acestrorhamphidae
Product: gastrula zinc finger protein XlCGF7.1
Exons: 2
Coding region: 124-822 (232 amino acids)
Biological process (GO): regulation of transcription by RNA polymerase II
Molecular function (GO): RNA polymerase II cis-regulatory region sequence-specific DNA binding; DNA-binding transcription factor activity, RNA polymerase II-specific
Source: RefSeq, a predicted model, not a curated record
AGAAUCAGGAUCUGCUGCAGGUCGGAUGUAUAGGGUGCUGUUCUCCCCAAACACAUUCAAUAAAACCAACAAGAGGAAUCUAAAUUUGUCCUACUGUUUAAUUCUGAGGUUAAAUGCAGGAAUAUGAUGUCUGUAAAAUUCACCACGCAAAGAUCUUCUUCUUCUACUCCCCACAUAAAUUCAUCUCCCAACAGAACUCAAACUCAACAGAUUACAGAAAGAGGGAAAUCUCUGCAGUGUUCAGAGUGCGGCAAGAGUUUCAGACGACAGGAAAAUCUCAGAGUACACCUCCGAAUUCAUACUGGAGAGAAACCGUAUCAGUGCUCAGAGUGCGGGAAGAGCUUUAAUCAGCAGAGUACUCUCCGAAUACACCGGCGCGUUCACACCGGAGAGAAACCGUAUCAGUGUUCAGACUGCGGAAAGAGUUUUAAUCAGCAGAGUAAUCUUCAGGAACACCGGUCUGUUCACACCGGAGAAAAAACGUAUCACUGCUCGGACUGCGGGCGGAGCUUUUCUCAACAGAGUACUCUCCAAAAACACCAGCGCGUUCACACCGGGGAUAAACCGUAUUACUGCACAGAGUGCGGGCGGAGCUUUUCACAGCAGAGUAAUCUCCAAGAUCACCAGCGCGUUCACACCGGGGAUAAACCGUAUCGGUGCUCAGAGUGCGGGAAGUGUUUUACUCAACAGCAGCAUCUCCGAAAACACCAGCGAAUUCAUACUGGAGAGAAACCGUAUCAGUGUUCAGACUGCGGGAGGAGCUUUACUAGACAACACCACCUUCAAAAACACCAGAGAAUUCAUACUGGAGAGAAACCAUAACAUCACUCAGCGCUGGAGGAGAUCCAGCUGUUGAGAUUUAAGGUGUUUGACUGGAAUAAAACUGUUUAUUUAUUUUUAUUUGUUUAUUUUCUCUACUCUGUUUAGAAAAAACUACCUGCUGGACAUUUUAAAAUAAAUAAAAGUAAAAGCAGAAUUA